AUGUUGGAACUCGCUCUUCGCCAUUUCUCAGGCGUUGUCUAUGUCGAUCGCGAUAUCUCCGCCGCCUCCAAGCUUCUUCGAGGUGUCUACGAAGGGCCAUUCCCACAGGACAAAAAAGCCGUCGCUGCCAGUGCGAUCGCCUACCUCUUCCUCGAUUGCAGAGAUCCAGACAGCCCCCACGAGCCUCUUUCCAUUCGCCACCGCCGCGGGGCGAUCCGUUUCGCAGGAGAAAUUUGCCGACUCAACCUAUUCUCUUGCACCUCUGUCCUCGUGGCUGAUGCCGCAUUCGGCCGCUUGGCCGCUCUAGCUGAGAGGAGCGCUGUUGUCGAUCUCAAGGUCGUGCAGGAAAUGUCCCUCGCCUUCAAAGAGGAGACAGGCUACCGUGCAUACAAAUCAAAUAUUUGUUCUAGGUGCAAGAUAGAGCAGCCAAAAGAUGCCCUUCACGAGUGUGCGGUGCCUUGCAGCAAGAUCCACAAGCCUAUUUACUGCGGGAUAGCGUGUCAAAAGGCGGACUGGGCUGACCAUCGCAGAUGGUGCAAGAAUGACAUUGUCAUUAUCAGAAAUCCCAUAGACGACCCGGCCCUAUACAGCGUACAUCUGGCUCAGGACACCCAUACUAGGACCUUCUCAUAA
Messenger RNA from Cyclocybe aegerita, 633 nucleotides. The record is from the annotation of a GenBank genome assembly. Lineage: Eukaryota; Fungi; Basidiomycota; Agaricomycetes; Agaricales; Hemipholiotaceae.